Molecule: messenger RNA, 1810 nt
Organism: Ananas comosus (pineapple)
Lineage: Eukaryota; Viridiplantae; Streptophyta; Magnoliopsida; Poales; Bromeliaceae
Product: hydroxymethylglutaryl-CoA synthase-like
Exons: 12
Coding region: 213-1634 (473 amino acids)
Biological process (GO): acetyl-CoA metabolic process
Molecular function (GO): hydroxymethylglutaryl-CoA synthase activity
Source: RefSeq, a predicted model, not a curated record
CGCCGCUUUUGCCUCCGCCCGGGGUCGAGACUUGAGAAGCGCAUCGCUCUCGCAUCACAGCGAUCGAUCUCUCUCGAGCGAUCGAAAGAAGAAGAAGAGGACGAAUAAGAGGUUCCUCUUAUUUGUGCUCCUUAGGAUCCAAAAAGAAACAAAAAAAAAAAAAAAAACUUUUUCUGGAGUUUUGUGGGGGAUUCGGAGGGGGGUUGGCCACGAUGGGUUGCAAGGAUGUGGGGAUUCUCGCCAUGGACAUCUACUUCCCUCCUACUUGCGUGCACCAGGAGGCCCUCGAGGCUCAUGAUGGAGCAAGCAAGGGUAAGUACACCAUUGGACUAGGCCAAGAUUGCAUGGCUUUUUGCACAGAAUUGGAAGAUGUGAUAUCCAUGAGCUUGACGGUAGUUACUUCCCUGCUAAAAAAGUAUCAGGUCGAUCCAAAGCUAAUCGGACGCUUGGAAGUUGGUAGUGAGACUGUGAUAGACAAAAGCAAAUCUAUCAAGACUUGGCUAAUGCAAAUUUUUGAGGAAUAUGGUAACACGGAUAUCGAAGGUGUUGACUCGACUAAUGCGUGUUAUGGAGGAACUGCUGCACUACUAAACUGUGUGAAUUGGGUUGAGAGCAACUCUUGGGAUGGCCGUUAUGGACUCGUUGUUUGUACAGAUAGUGCGGUUUAUGCAGAAGGGCCAGCUCGGCCUACCGGUGGUGCAGCUGCAAUUGCCAUGCUAAUUGGGCCAAAUGCUCCUAUUUCUUUUGAAAGUAAAUUUAGGGGAACUCACAUGGCUCAUGUUUAUGAUUUCUACAAGCCCGAUCUUGCUAGCGAAUAUCCGGUUGUCGAUGGAAAGUUAUCUCAGACAUGCUAUCUCAUGGCUCUAGAUUCGUGCUAUAGGCGAUACUGUAGCAAGUAUGGAAAGCUUGAAGGACAGCAAUUCUCCAUUUCUAAUGGAGACUAUUUUGUGUUCCAUUCUCCCUACAACAAGCUUGUACAGAAAAGCUUUGCCCGACUUUACUUCAAUGACUUCUUGCGCAACUGCAGCUCUGUUGAGAAUGAUGCAAUUGAAAAGCUGCAACCGUUCGCAAAUUUGACUGGUGAUGAAAGUUACCAGAGCCGUGAUCUUGAAAAGGUAUCCCAACAAGUUGCAAAGCAAUUGUAUGAUGCGAAAGUUCAACCCUCCACUUUGCUGCCAAAGCAAAUUGGGAACAUGUACACUGCAUCUCUGUAUGCCGCAUUGGCUUCUGUUAUCCAUAACAAGCAUACAUCUCUGGGUGGAAAACGAAUUGUGAUGUUCUCAUACGGUAGUGGUCUUUCUUCCACAAUGUUCUCAUUUAAGCUUCAGGACGGUCAGCAUCCCUUCAGCUUAUCAAACAUUGCUACUGUGCUAAACGUCCAAGAAAAGCUGGAGUCAAGACAUGUGUUUGCACCUGAGAAAUUUGUCAAGACAUUGAAGUUGAUGGAGCACCGAUACGGAGCCAAGGACUUUGAGACAACAAAGGAUACAAGUUUGUUGUCACCUGGAACGUUCUACCUAACAAAGGUUGACUCCAUGUACCGGAGAUUCUACAACAAGAAGGGGGAAGAUGACGAUGUAACCAGUGGAACAUCCAUCAACAGCAACAAUGCUCCGUUAGCAAAUGGACACUAGCGAAAUUUGAUCUGCAGCAUUCCUUUCGGGUGUAUGAGUUAAUAAACACUCUUGUUUUUCUUAUCGUCAUUCUCGUUCUUUUUGUCAGGUCCUUGUGAUCGAACUGUUAUUUAUUGACCAGAAGGCGGUUGUUUUUCUUCGAUAAUGAAAGUUGGAUCCUGCUUUCUAGUUUAUCA